Messenger RNA from Diaporthe batatas, 4967 nucleotides. RefSeq lists its product as uncharacterized. Gene Ontology annotation, cellular component: cytoplasmic vesicle. Bases 1099 to 4536 code for a protein of 1145 amino acids. NCBI's taxonomy places the organism in Eukaryota, Fungi, Ascomycota, Sordariomycetes, Diaporthales, Diaporthaceae. The record is from RefSeq and is a predicted model, not a curated record. Gene Ontology annotation, biological process: regulation of Rab protein signal transduction. The transcript has 3 exons.
AUUUGCCCACCGCCCCUCAGGGACCGUUCAAGGGACCGAAGCCCAGAGAAGCGGCCCACAGGGAUUUGAUUGAACCCUGGGCUGGGCCCAGGACCGGGGGCUGGCCUGUCAGGCCUGUCUCCUCCUCCUGGGGCCACCAAUGGCUGCAGGCCUCGGUUUGCGUGCAUCUCUGGAGACUGGAGACCGUGAGGGACAGGGUCUGUCUGGCCAGAGAAAAAGGUGCGCGCCGUUCGGUUUAUUAUUUGGCUAGCUCUACCAACGUGAGCAAGCUGCUUGCUGCUUGUUGCUCCUGGCAAGGACCUUAGGUAGACAGACCUGAAUACGGACGGGACAACGUGCCGUGGCUUUUCCUUGCUCGUCCUUGCUCCAUCAUCCCCGGCGACAGAGGGGCGCGCUGCUUUUGCUUUUUCCUCUCCACGCUUCAUUUGACAGCAGUUGUUUGUUCCUGAACGGCGUGCCUGUGCCAGCCCAAGCCCUGUCUGUCUCUCAUCCUGCCCCCGACCGUUACCCUUCAACUUCAGACCUCACUCUCGACCUUGCGCCCAGCAUCGCCCAGUAUCGCCUAGCUUGCCGGAGCACCCCUUACUUUGGACUCUUCCUGCGCACCUUGCGAGAAGCCUCAACCCAACCCUCGUCCCUGGCCUCCCCGCCCGCACUCAACCUCACACCACCCCCACCUUACAUCCCUUCACCUCGCCCUCCGAUCCAGCCACGCCCUGCCACGCCCUGCCGGGCUGCUUCUCACGGCUCCCGCUCUUGAGACAACUCCUGCGACGACCCUCUCCCCGGCCCCUAAGGCUCGGUCGCCUUCCGCCACGCAACACCUGCUAAAGAGAUCCUUACCCCCCUCCUCGUAGCGGCACGGGCACGAGGCCCAACCCACCCGCCAACACCACCACCACCACCACCACCACCUGCGUGUCGCAACCGCUCCUGGUAGCUCCAGUCGCCCGUCCAGCACUUGGAACCGCCGUACAAGUCUCGCCCCAGUCCUGGGGCCUGACCAGAAACACCUUUCCUGGCCGACCAAUGACCCCAUGAAGGAGCGAGCGCAGUGGUUUAGUCAAGUGCAAGCCAGCUAGUAGCACACCCGCGGCCAUGGACGCCUCCUCAGCUCCCCUCGCCGACUACUUCUGGAUUGCCGGCAUAGAAGACAUAUCCUACCAUGACAAUGACCUUGACCCGCGGCCUCUGAGCUCCCUCCAGCUCAACGACACGAUCAGGGAGGACGCCGAGAACGAGGCUCCCGACACGCUCACCCAGACACCCACAAAGGACACCGCCCGCCACUCUCGGCGGAGCUCGGUGAACCGGAUUUCCAGGAUCCCUUCAAACGAGAACAACCGCUUCUCCAUACAGACGCUGGGCGAGGAAAACGAGGGCAACACCAGGAGUAAUCGGAGUAGCGCCACCAUACGCGCAGUGCCCCCUGUCAAUGGCGGUGGUGGCCCCGACGACAGCCCCUUCAGCCCCGGGGAGCCCGCCCCUGCCGAGGGCUCGUCCGCGACCAAUGGCGGUGGGCAAGGCGUGGGUUUCACGGGUCUGCCAGAUUUCGAUUUCGACAAGGCUCUUAUGAAGUUUGCCGCGGAGCGAGAGAUCUUCCUGGACGACCUGAGUUUCACCGCUGGGGCCAAGCUGCAGGCGCGGCCCCCAAUGGUGAACAACCUACGCGCGGAGAGGAUCAAGGCCGAGGAGGGCGAGCUGAGCGGGAGGAUGAGCCCCUUGAAGAGCAUCAAGGGGAGUAUCCGACGCAAGAUUAGUUUUAGGGACAUGAACAGCGUCAAGAGGCAGACUGCUGCCCCUCGGGUGCGGCCAGCCUCUGUCCGGACCACGAAGCGGCUGAGCAAUUACAAUUCGGUCAUUCCACCUCCAGAACCCCUAAAUAUGGACCCGGACAUGCAUCCUCUCAAGAGGCGUUUCGAGCCCAAACUAUUGGACAGAUAUCCCAAGGACUCAGCAGACGAGAAGACUCGGAGGGGCAAAUUCCCGGACUAUGUACCCAUGUUCGCCUUUCCCAACGACAUCCAAGUCGUCUCGUCCGACGAGCGCCCUCGAGCCACAUGGCAUGGUUUUACCAUGACCUCUGACGACAACUCCAAGCUCUAUGGGAUCACCGUGAUAGUGUGGACUGCAUUGACCGCCGACGUCGCUGAGCAAGUCGAGAAGAAGUGCGAAUCGUGGAGGCAGAAGCACAUGUCAGACGAGGAGAGAGAGCUGGCAGCAAGCUUGGGAGCCCGCCUGGCGGCCGAGCGCGCACACCUCUCACAACUCCUCGCAAAGCUUCCCACCAUCCCGUCUGGCUCUUCCGCUAGGGACCUUCUCGACGAUCAGAUCAGCACUGUGGAGGAGAAGAUCAGCCUCAUGACCGAGAUGCUGCGGCCGCUCAGGCAUGGCGCCGCGUCGAAGAUUGAUGGUCUCACAGCAGGCGACACCGGAUUAUGGACACCACGGGCCUAUGGCAUCUUGGGCCGAGAUGUGACCAAGAUAACAUUUUGGAAAGAUUGGCUCCGGUCUAUUAUCGUGCCCAUGACGGACGGUGCAGUGUUGAGGGUGCCGCCGAGCUCGCCCAAGGUCGGACGGUGGCAGCCGCUUGAGCAUUACGUCGUCAACCUCUGCAUCGAGGCCGUCAGCCCCAUCAGCUCAAAGACCCAGGUAGAGCUUGGUGUCAGAGAGCUCCGCCUCUACUGCCGUAAGGAGGCGGUCAACGAGCUACCCGGCUCGCGCAACAUCGACCUCUACGCGCUUUUCAGAUGCCUGUCUCUCGAGAACAUCGUGGCUUUGUUCGAGUAUGCCAUGUCCGAAUCGCGCAUCAUCUUUAUCUCAUCUUACACGGCCAUGCUCCACCUCGCAUGCCAUGCCCUUGUCAACUUGCUGUACCCCCUGAAAUGGGCUAGCGUUUUCAUUCCGGUGCUACCAGCAAGGCUACUCUCUGCGCUCGAUGCGCCAUGUCCGUAUAUCGUCGGUAUCGAGAGACGGUACGAUAACAUCGAACUCCCCGACGACGACUACGUGCUUGUGGACCUCGACAGAGACACCAUCGACGCCACGUCGCAGCCCCAUCGCCUACCCCGGCAGCACCGCAGAAAGCUCUUCUCCCUGUUGCAGAUCGCGGCGCCACACAAGUUGCGCUACGGAGUCACCACUGGUGCUCCCCCGUACGCCAUCGAAGCUUUCCCCUACGAUGCUUUUUCGGCAGAGAAUGACGGCAUCUUCAACGCCAGCCCGGCACCUGCCACAUUGGGCAAAUGGGUGUCUCAGAACUCAUCUACAUUCGGCGAACCAGUCCCGCCCAACAGCAUCCGAAAACCAAUUUUCAACGCCUUUUGCCACGCCAAACCUGACAACUCGAGGUCUGACAGGCCGAUGACAGCACGGUCCGGCAAGACGAGCCCAAACUCCUCCGUGUCGCCAGUCUCCAUGACGUUCCCGCCGAUGCCGACCACACCAGUAUCACGGACUGACUCGGGAUUCGCGGCCUCGGGCACUUUGAAGGAGAAGCGUUCUGGUCAUUUUGAUACCAAAUCGAGACGUAGUUCGUCCUUUGGUGUGGAACAGCACCCUCCGGCUCACAGGCCUAGCAUCCCGGCUCUCAACGGCCACUCACAAAACCUGUCCGUGUCAUCCACUUCUGGAGACUCCCAGUCUUCGUACCACACUGGUUAUGCACCGUCCUCGUAUGCUCAGUCGACAAUCGCGGCCUCCACUGUGAUGCCCAACAUGCUCGUGCAACCCGUCGAGAACACGGAUACAACAGUAUGGGUCGAAGGGCACUGUAUGGAAUGGAACGUCACAGAGCGCGAUUCAGUUUGCGACAUAUGCGACGAGCGGUCCGAGGGCGAUGGACUAUUCAAGUGCAAGGGCUGUGGCUGUCUGGCACACAAUCGCUGCCUGGGCUUCGUCUGCCUCGUCUGCCCCGUUGCUUUUCACGCAGACCGGGUUCGCGCCGCCUUUGUCCGCUGCCUGGCCAGCCUGCUUUAUACCUACAGGAAGUAUAUGGGUCGGCCAAACAAACAGCAGAAGGAAAAUGGCCAGCUUUACGCCUUUGACAUGAGUGGCUUUAUUAGGAGCUUGCCGUAUGAUCAACAGGAGUACGCGACGAUGAUGAAAGAUACGCAAGCUUUCAACGAGUUCAUCCAUGAACGAGAGCGGCAACCCGCGAGCCACCCAGACAACCGACUCUUCGAUGAGAUCUUGGUUGCCAAAAAGGCUCGUGGGCGGCCGAUGCUGUCGACUGGCAUCUCACGACUCUCUACUCUUAGAGCAAGCCAUAGUGGUUCUGGUGGAAUACCACCCCCGCGUCAACCCAAGCUCACAGGGUUCAUGGCCGACACGUCUGACCACAUAUGGAGGACUGCAGCCGUCCCUGUUCCCAGCUCGAAAUUCCAGGGCGACUACCGUUCGAUCAUCACCAGGAUCCCCGAUAAGCUUGACCCGUCUCUCAUCAAGGAGCCGCGGUCUAUCGCCGGGGCACCGAAGCCUGAGCCGCGGGGCAAGGGGUUCUUGAGGAAAGCGAUUGGUAGCAGCAACAAAGGCUGAUUAAUCGCGGCGCCGACUCGCAAUAUCUGUACAGUAUCGAAAGCCGAUGGCAGUCGUUUUGCUGUUGUUAUGAAUUGGGCUGCUCCUGCUUAGGGGCACAGCCCGCCCCCAGAGAGGUAGCUCCAACCAAUGGUGCUGUGGGAGAUGACUGGAUUGCCGCCCAAAUGAGGGACGGCCUUGGGAGAGUCAAGCUCGUCGAGUUGCUUUGUGUGGAAAGGUUAAUUGGAUCCGAGCCAGGCCGAGAGAAUGGCAUUGUCAUUUACGAAGUGCCCAUGUACAAGUAGGUGGAUAUUUUAAAAGAAGGAGGCGGCCUUUGAAAGGCUGGCAAGGGAAAGCGCCAUCUGUUGAAUAAAAUGCAUUCAGGCAGGGCGGAUCAUGGUAGUAUGGCAAUGAUCAGAGCUGAGACAACUCGGUUACUUUGUCACAAUGAG